CUUAAUGGGCGGACAGAACCGAUAGCUAAUGUCAGUGCGCCGAGCCGCGUCAUUGUUUUGAUCCGUGGUGUCGUUAAAUAACACAGAAAAGAUCAUGUCGGAAGGAAACGAAAACACAAAGACCGUAGAUACGACGGACGAGCAGAAAGACGUGGAGAGUGACGUGAUUUGUCCGGAGAGAGCGGAGGAGGCCAAACUCAAGGCCAGGUAUCCAAACCUGCCAGCCAAAGCGGGAGGCUCCGAUCUGCUCCGGAAACGACUGCAGAAAGGGCCAAAGUACUUCGACUCGGGUGACUACAACAUGGCGAAGGCCAAGAUCAAGAACAAGCAGCUUCCGUCAGCGCAGCCGGAGAAGGCGGAAAUCACCGGCGAUCACAUCCCCACGCCUCAGGAUCUGCCUCAGAGGAAGACCUCGCUGGUGGCCAGCAAACUGGCCGGCUGAUCGGCGCCGCUCGCACCGACGGCUCGCUCCUCUCUCAUCCUCUCUCCCAUUAACACGCCGUAGUUUAUUUCUGUUCAGCUUCCGUUCUCUUCCUCUUUUACCUCCAUGUAUGAGCCACACCGAAGCCAGAGCCGCCCGCCUCGGGGAUUAUGGGUAGCGGUGGUAUGUGAAGGCCUCCUGUGCAGUAGGUGUAGUAGAUGAACCUGUACAUAUUUGCUCGUGGGUGAUCCGCGGCGCUCGGCUUUAGAAAGGUUUCUACGAUCGCCGUUCCUGAAGCCUCGAUGAUUCGAAUGAUCGAACUGCCUGAACGAUUCAGAAUCGAAUACGACUCCCGAUGACGCGCGCGAGCCGUCCCCCGUCCCCAUCAUGAGUUUACCAGUUAACGUUUGAGCUUGGAACACCGAAUGGGCCGCACCGCCGUUGCUAGUCACGGUAGACGCGCGUGGCCGUCGUCGGCUCCGUCCCCAACGUCACGAUCGUAAAAGCAGCAGUCGUGAACCUGAAGGUUGUGCCUAGCGCGCCAAACCGUCGCUCCAUAAGCUUCCGAAGCGAAACACUACAACAUCUGGGCAUGUGUGUGUCCACCACGGUCACUUCUGUGCCAUUCGAUUUGUAAAUAAAAUAGUUUUGCAAACCUG
Molecule: messenger RNA, 1080 nt
Organism: Trichomycterus rosablanca
Lineage: Eukaryota; Metazoa; Chordata; Actinopteri; Siluriformes; Trichomycteridae
Gene: arpp19a
Product: cAMP-regulated phosphoprotein 19a
Exons: 3
Coding region: 95-442 (115 amino acids)
Cellular component (GO): cytoplasm
Molecular function (GO): protein phosphatase inhibitor activity
Source: RefSeq, a predicted model, not a curated record